UUGGCAGUUUUUGUCGUGGCUCAAACAUUUGACGCUGGGGUGACACGUUGUUAGGUAAGUCUUGUGGAAGAUGACUCGCGAGGAGGUUGCUGCCCCUUUGUUGUUGGCAACGCGCCCUUUUCAGCCAGCAUGGCUUGUGGCCAUGCCCCAGACCCGUGCCAUUUUGGCAGUCGAGGCUCAGAAAACCGCGAUGGUCUACAAACAUCACCAGGCGGUGAAAGGCAAAGCGGCCAAGGCCAAGGUCAGCGCCGACAUCAUCAACAAGGUUGGUGAUUUGUCCCGCCUCUUGGCCUUUCAGCCGCAGUACAAGGCGCAGUUCCGCGCGCGCCCAGACGUGUCGCAGGGUGAGCUGGUGCGCGUGACGGACUGGAAGCUACUGACGCCUGAGAAGUACGACCGCACCUGUUUCCACAUCGAGGUGGAUGUGGCGGGCACCGGCCUGGAGCACUUGGUGAACGGGAGCAUGGGCAAGGCCUUGUCGGUCUACGCCACCAACGAGUCCGAGAAGGUGAUGAAGUUCAUCAAUGCCAUGAAGUUGGAUCCCGAUGAGAUCGUCUCCGUGGAGGAUAUCGCGCCCCCCUCGGAGGAUGGCACGGUGGUGCUCACGACGGUCUUCAAGCUUUUCACCCAGUACUUGGACCUCUUUGGCAAGCCCAGCCGGGAGUUCUUGAAGAAGCUCUUCCCCUUCGCCGAGGACGUCAUGGAGAAGGUGGCCAUUGCCGAGCUGACCCUGGACCGCAAGUCCGAGGAGUUCUUGGAUCGUCAAGCUCGCGCCUACACCUACGCGGACUACAUUUGCGAGUACAAGUCGUUGAAGAUCCCGGUGGCCAAGUACACCGAGAUCCUCCCAACCAUCAAGCAACGCGUGUACUCGAUUUGCUCCUCCAGCGACUACCACCCAGGGAAGUGCCAACUUCUGGUGGUGCGAGAAGACUGGCAAGCCAAGGGUGGUGACACCAAGUUCGGCCUUUGCUCCAGCUUUCUGACCUUCUUGAGGCCGGGCACCGUGUGCGUCGCCCAUGCCACGCACUCCGUGAUGCAGAUCCCUGAGGACAAGACCGCGCCAAUCUUCAUGGCUGGUCUGGGAACUGGCCUUGCCCCAUUCAGAGCCUUUAUUGAGCAGCGGAAGCACGAGAAGACUCAGGGCCACCGGGUGGGCCCCAUGACCCUCUUCUUCGGUGGUCGCCACGCGCACGCGGAGUACUACUACCGGGAUGAGUUUGAGAAGUUCGAGGCCGAAGGCCUAGUGAAGUGCUGCAACGCCUGGUCCCGAGACCAGAAGCAGAAGGUCUAUGUCCAGCACAAGAUCAUGGAACAAGCAGAUGACAUCUGGGCCAACCUUGGCCGAGAAGGCUCUAGGGGCUUCUUCUUCCUGUGCGGCUCCAAGCAGCCUGAGAAGGACGUCUUCGCCGCGCUGAUUCAGAUCUUCGAGACCAAGGGCGGUCUGACGAACCAUGAAGCGCACAAGAAGAUGGAAAGCCUGCAGCUGUCCGGCCGAUAUGUCACGGAGGUCUACUAAAGGAGCCAGCUGUGCCCGGUGCCGCUGGGCGCGGGCGAAUUGUGCCAGCUCGUGGACUUUUAAGGACGGGGUUGAACCAUACCAGCACCCUCACUGACGGGGUCUCCAAAAAGAUACCCUAGGUACACUUCUUGUGGAUCUCCAUUGAGCACCCCGUGUCCACUUGGGUUGGUUGCACGCUCUCACCAUCACGACCGUGGGUUCCACCCCCCACUGAUUUGGAUGGUGACGUUUUCUCCGUUUUUCAUUUUUGAGUCUCACCUGAUCGAUGGACCACAGAAACUAGACGACGAGUGGCCCGAAAGCAUUUUUCAUCACGUAGGAAAUCAGAGUGCGAGUUAUCCGGUAAGUGUGUAGUGAGAAGUGUUAAGUCGAGUGAGUUGAGGUAGUGUGUGGGUUUCUGUGCGUGUGUCUAUGUCCGUG
Messenger RNA from Durusdinium trenchii, 1942 nucleotides. The record is from the annotation of a GenBank genome assembly. NCBI's taxonomy places the organism in Eukaryota, Dinophyceae, Suessiales, Symbiodiniaceae.